AUGGGGGCCCCCCUUACACCAGGACCCAGCCAUCGUGGGCCCCCUUACACCAGGACCCAGCCAUCGUGGGCCCCCCUUACACCAGCACCCAGCCAUCGUGGGCCCCCUUACACCAGGACCCAGCCAUCAUGGGCCCCCUUACACCAGCACCCAGCCAUCGUGGGCCCCUACACCGAGACACAGCAAUCAUGGGCCCCAUUACACCAGCACCCAGCCAUCGUGGGCCCCUUACACCAGGACCCAGCCAUCGUGGGCCCCCCUUACACCAGCACCCAGCCAUCGUGGGCCCCUUACACCAGCACCCAGCCAUCGUGGGCCCCCCUUACACCAGCACCCAGCCAUCGUGGGCCCCCCUUACACCAGCACCCAGCCAUCGUGGGCCCCUUACACCAGCACCCAGCCAUCGUGGGCCCCUUACACCAGCACCCAGCCAUCGUGGGCCCCCCUUUACACCAGGACCCAGCCAUCGUGGGCCCCCCUUACACCAGGACCCAGCCAUCGUGGGCCCCCCUUACACCAGCACCCAGCCAGCAUGGGCCCCUACACCGAGACACAGCCAACAAUGAGGAAGAAUGA
This is a messenger RNA of Procambarus clarkii (red swamp crayfish), 576 nucleotides long. Lineage: Eukaryota; Metazoa; Arthropoda; Malacostraca; Decapoda; Cambaridae. The record is from RefSeq and is a predicted model, not a curated record.